AUGAACAGCUAUCAAUGGAGCUCCACUCGAUCUAAACCUGCGAAAUCUACUGGAAUUUAUAGUCUUGAUGUAGUAACAUCCUUGGCAAUGCAAGUUGAAGCCUUAGGGAAGAAGAUUGAUGGUUUAUCUGUUAACCAUCCAGUUGCUCCGAUGAUGAGAUGUGAUAUUUGUGGAGGAGGCCACCCUAAUCAUGAGUGUCGAGCUACUCAAGAAGAACAUGCUAAUGUGAUAGGAAACAGACCACCUUACCAGAAUUAUAAUGGCAUGAAUAAUCUGGACUGGAGAAAUUAUGCAAACCCACUAUGGAACAACGACCAACAGCCAAUGCGGAACAACACACUCUCAGGAUUUCAACAAGCUUCACAUCCACCGCCACCCCAGCUGAAAAGAAGUCAAUACAGUAACAUUAAGGAGUGGCAGAACAUUACAAGAGAAAGGAAGCAAGAAAUAGAAAAAGAUGCAGUUGAAGAGCAGGAUAAAUGUCAAGAGGAGAUUGUGGAAAAGCCCCAUGUAGUGAAAGAAUUCACACCCCCACUUCCCUACCCAGCAAGAUUGAAGAAAGGCAAGGAUGAUGAACAAUUUGGUAAUUUUCUGUCCAUAUUUCGUCAACUUCAUAUUAAUUUACCGUUUGUUGAUGCCUUGGCACAAAUUCCUAAGUACGCCAAAUUUCUGAAGGAUCUACUGUCCAAUAAGAAGAAAUUGGAGGAGUUGGCUAUAGUAACUCUGAAUAAAGAAUGCUCAACAAUUCUGCAAAAUAAGAUGCCUGAAAAAUUAAAGGAUCCAGGGAGUUUUACUCUUCCUUGUCUCAUUGGUAGAUUGAUAGUUUAUAGGGCUUUAGCUGAUUUAGGUGCUAGCAUUAAUUUGAUGUCAUAUUCUGUUUUUAAGAAAUUGGGUUUAGGGGAACCUAGGCCAACUAGGAUGAGUAUUCAACUAGCUGAUAGGUCAAUUAAAUAUCCUACAGGUAUCAUUGAGGAUGUGCUUGUAAAAGUGGAUAAAUUUAUUUUUCCUGUUGAUUUUGUGAUUCUUGAUAUGGACGAGGACACUGAUGUCCCCUUGAUCUUAGGUUGUCCAUUUUUAGCUACUGCAGGGGCUAUAAUUGAUGUGAGGGAUGGAAAGUUAAUUUUGAGAGAAUUCUUGAUUUUAAACUCAUUGAAAAAAAGCUUAGUUCAUGAAGGAGGAAAAGAUGAUAUGAGCUUGCUAACUCAAGAACAGUGGUGUCAUUUAGAAGCCACUAAGCCAUUAUGGAGAAAGAGGGACUUCAAAGUUUUGGAGUAG
This is a messenger RNA of Abrus precatorius (Indian licorice), 1275 nucleotides long. RefSeq lists its product as uncharacterized. The transcript is spliced from 3 exons. NCBI's taxonomy places the organism in Eukaryota, Viridiplantae, Streptophyta, Magnoliopsida, Fabales, Fabaceae. The record is from RefSeq and is a predicted model, not a curated record. The coding region runs from base 1 to 1275 and encodes 424 amino acids.